AUGUCAGAUAAUGCAGCCAAGUCAAAAGCUGAUUUCUUCAGUGUUGCUGGGAAAUCUUUCCUCGUGUAUGUAGACAGGCUAUCUGGAUGGCCAGUAGUGGUAAAAUUUGGUACUAAUACUACAGCAGAAGUAACGACACGUCACUUCAGCCACAUCUUCCGAGACUUUGGUGUUCCAGUAAGGCUGAUGACAGAUGGUGGACCUCAGUUCACCAACUCUGAAUUCAAGAAUUUUCUGGGCAGAUGGGGUGUUCAACAUGUGAUGUCCACACCCCACUAUCUCCAAAGCAAUGGCCAUGCUGAGGCAGCUGUAAAGGUCAAACAUUUUAUCCUAAAAGUAGCCCCUUCUGGGAAUAUCGACAUCGAAGACUUUGACAGAGGAUUGUAG
Molecule: messenger RNA, 387 nt
Organism: Macrobrachium nipponense
Lineage: Eukaryota; Metazoa; Arthropoda; Malacostraca; Decapoda; Palaemonidae
Exons: 1
Coding region: 1-387 (128 amino acids)
Biological process (GO): DNA integration
Molecular function (GO): nucleic acid binding
Source: RefSeq, a predicted model, not a curated record